This is a messenger RNA of Plasmodium knowlesi strain H, 2760 nucleotides long. Its product is annotated as EF-hand calcium-binding domain-containing protein, putative. Gene Ontology annotation, molecular function: calcium ion binding; protein binding. Gene Ontology annotation, cellular component: plasma membrane; cytoplasm. Bases 1 to 2760 code for a protein of 919 amino acids. Gene Ontology annotation, biological process: endocytosis; endosomal transport. NCBI's taxonomy places the organism in Eukaryota, Apicomplexa, Aconoidasida, Haemosporida, Plasmodiidae. The transcript has 7 exons. The record is from RefSeq and is a predicted model, not a curated record.
AUGAAAGGCUAUACAACCAGUAAGAGGGGCCCAAUGAACAACACCCCAUUUGGAGACAUGAGGAAGAUAUCAUUAACUAACCCCUUGCAUAUAUCUGACAACGCCUGGUCGACGGACAGAAUCACGCUGUCCUCUGAGGAGUACCUCUACUACGUGAAUCUGUUUAACUUGAACGACAAAUUCGACAGCCACUUUAUCGACAAUAAGACGGCGUCCUCCUUCUUGCAGAAUUCAGGUCUAUCCAUUUCGGUUCUUCACUCGAUAUGGGAGUAUAGCGACGUAGAGAACAAGGGAUACCUGACACUGGAGGACUUUUUCAUUUGCUGCAGAUUAGUUGCACAUGCACAGAAUGGAAACGUUCUAAAUUCGGACAUUAUAAAUAUACAGCCUCCGUGUCUACCCAGCUUCGACAUCAUACGACAUAAGUCCUUCUCUGACAUUUCCAACAUGGAGGGAAAUGUUGAGUGGAAGAUAAGUGCGAGAGAAAGGGAAGACUACCGCAGGAUUUUUAAGACACUGGACAUGAACAACGAAGAGAAAAUAGAGGGUAGUGUAAUCAGAGAGUACUACCUGAACACUUCCAAUCUAUCGAUCUGUGAACUUAUGCAGAUAUGGAGUGUAUCUGAUAUGGACAAUGAUGGUUUUUUAAAUUUUGAGCAAUUUUGCGUUAUGAAUAAAAUGGUUGAAGUGAGGAAGGAGAAGGAGAUCAACAUCCCUCUGUCUAUCCCCGCGGAUCUGCUGAACUCGAUAAAGGACGAUCAGAAGAUGGUGAUGGAUGACGACGUGACCUUCCGCAAGGUGGAAGACAAAGAAACGCGAGACAGCCUGAAGCUCUCCUUCGGGGACCUACUGAAGACGGAAAAUGAGAAGAAGGAAAGGGGCGUUUUGGGAAAAGGCACCUCACCAAAAGGUGGUAGCCCCGAAGAUAACGAAAAGCUAAACAUGGAAUUCGAUUUCUUUGAAUUUAAGCAAGAGGAAAAAUCUGACAUGGAUAGCUCGGAGAAAGAGAAGAGCAAGAGGAAAAAAAAGAAGGAGAAGGACAUGUUCUCGGAGCGUAGCGAGAAGAAUUCCCUCUUUAAGAACGACUUAGACAGCUACAGAAGAUUGGAGAAGGAGGAUGACGACGACGAUGAUGGUAGUGAUGAUGAUGGCGAGGAGGACGUAGAGCGAAGGAAUUCUGUGGUGAAGAAAAAGGCAAGCAUGAAGGAAUCCCCAAGUUACGAAGACCUCAGCACAGAGGAAAUUUCAACCGAGGGAUUCAGCAAAAAGGGCAAGGAAAGAAUUAAAGAGGGAGGCGAAGAAGAGGCGGAAGGAGGCUCCAAAAAGAGAAGCAAUAGAAAGAAAAAGGAAAGGGGCCAUCGAGAUCGGGGACAUCUAGACCGGGAUAGGUUGAGCAAGGCGAAGGAAAAGCAAAAGGAUCGACAGAGAAAAGCUCACGAGAAGGGCUCCGGACAGAAGAAUCUACAGUUGGAGAAGAUUACCUCGGAGGAAGUAGCGUCCCGAUCAGGAGACAUGGGAGGAGGGCUCGAAAAGGGGAGAAACAUGAAUAGAGGAAAUCGGGAUAUGAAUAGUGGGAAUGGAAAAGAAAAUGGAAAAGAAAAUGAAAAAGGAGAAGAAGAAGAAAGAAAAAAGAAAACGUCGCAAAGCGAAAAGUACUUCACGAAACUUAUCGACUUCAAUUAUUCUGACUUAAAAAACUACAACAUCGAAAGUAAGGAUGUAUACAAAAUAGAGGAGAUAAACCGAAAGCUAGAGGAGGAAAUUGAAAAAAAAAAAAAAAACAUUGAAAAAAAAAAAAAGCAAGUAAACUGUCUAGCUUAUGUAUAUGAAAAUGAAUUAAAAAAAUAUCAGUGUCUAAAGGAAGAAAGAAGAAAUCUAGAAUUUAUAAAUCUCUGUCUCUACAAGGAUAUUAAGCAUAAGAAGGAAAAUAUUCGAAGCAUUAAAAAUGAAAUAAAGGAACUCAUAGAAGAUAUCAACAAAAUCAGUAUUGAAAAUGUUAAUAUAAAUAAGGAUUACAUAAAAAAGGAGAAAGAAAUAAAACUUACUGACAACAAGAGGAAAAAUCUAAAUGCACUUAUAGACAAAGAAAAGAAUGACUUGAAAAAGGAUGAGAGGAACUUAAUUAUCUUGAAAAAUAUGAUUGACUACUUGAAGAAACAGAAAAGUCGAGCUCUUAAGUUACAGGAAAAUCUAAAAAAUAGAUACGAUGUCACGAAUUCAGAUCAUCAGAUGUUAAUUAAAAAUAUUCUACACCAACAGAAUUACUUAAAUAAAAUUACGCAGAAGCGUCUGAAUACACAGAAAGUAAAAAAUCAGAACCUUCUUUACUUUAACUCUCUUUGUAAUCAGUCUGCUUUGGUGGACAUGCAGAAUAAUACCCACACGCCCGACGCGAAGAGUCUCGGAGCCCACAGGCGUUAUUUCACGGACAGGAAGGGAAUCCCCAACGAGCAGAGUGACGAGUUGAAGAGCUCCAAGCGGAACGUCGAGCUUUUCGAACAGAUCAAAAACGGAGACAGCGUGGACAUAUUUUCCAGCAUGGACGACGAGUCAGUGUCACACUCCCAGGAGUACGUCGAGGGGGAUGACGACGACAGCAAUGAUGAUAAUAACAAUGAUGAUAAUAACGAUGAUGAUUCCGAUGAUGAUGACGAUGAUUCAGAUGACGAGAAACGACAGAAGAGGAAGAACAACAUGGAGGAUCUGGCCAACCUGGUGUCGAAGGAUCACAGCUUAAAAAGCAUUGACGACAGUUCUUGA